AUGUUAAAACUUGGCUUUUUUCUAAUUUUAGCUGAAAAGCCGAUAGUCUUUCAUCUAAAGCCGCAAUCGGCUAACUCUCUUUUUAAAUCAUUAAGAAACCACCCUUUUUCAGCCGCCGCCACUUACCAACCGGAAGUAUUCGCUCCGACUUCGCUUUUGGAUGACUUCGCCCGUGCCAUAAAUGCCGAUCUUGAUUCUGAUUUGAACCGAACAACACGCUAUACUUCCCGAAUCCCUCGAUACUUAAAUCCUCGAUGCGACAAUCAAGAAUGCGCGGAUAAAUGUUCCCAACAAUGUCCUCAGAAAACCGGCAAAAAAGGUCUCCAAGGAAUCCGGGGUGAAAUGGGUCCUCCCGGUCGUGACGGUCCGCCCGGACCACUUGGUCCUCCUGGGAACGCUGGACCGGAGGGGGAAGUUGGUCCUCCUGGAUUCGAAGGCUGUGAAGGUGAUCAAGGAGUAGAUGCUCCAAAUGGAUUUCCUGGCGUUCCAGGAGAAAAUGGCCGUCGCGGCCAACAAGGUCCAGAUGGUUCACCGGGCACGUGCGGCGCUCCUGGCACUCAUGGAGACCGAGGACGAGCCGGCAGAGCCGGAAUUCCUGGGCCACCGGGUCGAAGUGGGAUUGCUGGACCAAAGGGAGAGCGAGGCGAACCUUUUGAUCUCGAAAGUUUCAAAGAUAUUCUCGCAGCUACUGCUCGUGGUCGUCGUGGAGAACGAGGAGAGCUAGGAGAAGAGGGACCUCGUGGACCUCCCGGGCCACAAGGUGGUCGGGGAAUGAAAGGUUUUCAAGGACCUCAAGGAGAUCCUGGCGCAGCUGGUCGACCUGGAAAAGAUGGAGAGGAUGGAAUCAUGAUUCCCGGCGAUCCUGGGGAUCCAGAUGAAUGCUCUUUUUCAGAAGAAAGCAUGAAGAAAUGCAUCACUGAUAGAGCUGCUUUCAAAGGUUCUUUCGAUGCUUAUGCGCUUAUGUCAAAAGGUGAUCUUGGCGAAGCCGGUACUGAUGGAGAACCCGGCGAUGAAGGUAUUUGCGGCUGUCGAGGAGAACCUGGAGCACAAGGUCAAGUCGGAAUGUACGGACCAAGAGGUCCGACUGGCGUCCCUGGCGAAGACGGAAGAAGAGGAUAUUCAGGUCAAACUGGGCCGUCUGGAGAGCCUGGUCUUUCUGGCCAACCCGGUGCAAAAGGGGCACUUGGACCAAGUGGGGACAUCGGCGAGCCAGGCGUUGAUGGAACUACUGGCAAUCCGGGACCUCCAGGUUUGUGUGGAUAUCCAGGCGAAUCGGGCGAGCGUGGUGAAAAUGGCGACUAUGGAAAACCAGGCGUUCCAGGAAUUCCCGGUGAAUCUGGUCGAUCUGGCGUUCCUGGUGUUCCUGGUGAUCGUGGCCCUCCUGGAAUAUCUGUUUCUGGCGAAAAAGGAAAGCGAGGAACUGAUGGAAAACCCGGUGAAGUGGGGCUACAAGGUCCUCCUGGCCACCCUGGUCUUUGUGGUGCGAAUGGAGAGGCUGGAAUGCCCGGAGAAAGCAUUCGUGGACGGCGAGGUGAUCAUGGAGUUCCAGGAGAGGGUGGAAUCCCUGGUCAUCCCGGCGAACCUGGCAGUCCUGGCCAACCAGGUCGAUUUUUAUGCAAUGGAUCUCCUUGUCCCGAACAUAUAACCGGACCGAGAGGCCCAAAAGGCCAUGUUGGCGAACAAGGUUGUGUUGGAUAUCCUGGUGAACCUGGCGAUCAAGGUAUUCCUGGCGAAAACGGGCGGCCUGCUGCGCCGUGUGAUUGUUCAAAAGCAUUUGGUGAGCCAGGAGAUGAUGGCGUCGACGGCCAUAGUGGCGUGAAAGGAAUGAUUGGAAUUCCUGGCCGUCCUGGAGCGCCUGGACAGCGGGGUCUGUGCGGUUUGGAAGGACCAGUUGGCGUACCUGGCGAAGCUGGUCGGCCUGGCCUUCCAGGGAUGAAAGGACGUGCUGGUUCAGCGGGAGAACCUGCAAAAAUGCCAGAAGUCGACGCUGAAUGCGGAGAAUUCGGCGAAAGAGGAGAAGCUGGUGAAAAUGGAUUAACUGGGCUUUCCGGUUUGCCUGGAAAAGAUGGACUUUCCGGUGCUAAGGGACAAAAAGGAGAACCCGGAUAUGGUGGGGUUUGUGGCAGAGAAGGUGACGUCGGACCUGCUGGAUUUCCUGGAGAAAGAGGCAUUGCUGGCCCUCAAGGGGACGAAACAGAAGGUCCUGUUGGCUUGAAAGGUCAAAAUGGAGAUGCCGGUGAAAAAGGUACUCCUGGAGCUGAUGGAAUUCCCGGUGAACCAGGCGAGAUCUUGAAUUUUCCGUCGAAGCCAAUUGAUGGUCAUCCUGGCUUGCGUGGUGAAGCUGGUCCACCUGGUCUUCCAGGGCAGAGCGGGCGACCUGGUUCUCCAGGCUUUCCUGGUAAUCCUGGCCAGCCUGGGAAGCGAGGUAUGACUGGCCCCGCUGGUGAAAAAGGAAAGCAAAGCCAGCCUGGUAUCCGGGGUCAUCCUGGUGAAAGAGGAGAGCGCGGUCCAGAAGGACCUCUUGGUCGAUGGGGUCUUCCAGGUGAAACUGGACGACCAGGGCACGAAGGAGAUGAAGGCCAAGUAGGUGAACCAGGUGAUGAUGCGCCCGAUGCACCAAACGGCAUUAUUGGUAUUCCUGGAAUAGAUGGCAAGCCAGGUAAUCAUGGUGCUCCUGGAAACGAUGGCGAGCCAGGAGAUCGUGGCAAACAAGGUUUCGUUGGCAAAGCUGGAACUCCUGGAGAAAAGGGUUAUCCAGGCGAAACAGGUGCACCUGGUGACGACGGUGAAGACUGUCGUCUUGGAAUCGUCGGUCCAGUCGGCCAAAAAGGUGAGCCGGGCAUUAAUGGCAUCCCAGGUCCUGCCGGUGGACGUGGUAAAGAAGGUGCUCAAGGCGAGCCUGGUGAUUCUGUUCAAGGACCAUCUGGUCCCGCUGGCGCUGAUGGAGUUCCUGGCGAAGACGGAAGAAUUGGUGAGAAAGGGCCUGAGGGCCCUGCUGGAUUUGACGGCGAAGCUGGCGAAGACGGUAUUCCGGGGAGGCCUGGUGGCCCUGGUGAUAUUGGUGAGCGUGGCCCAUUUGGUCCUUCCGGCGACGAUGGUUUUGACGGACCUGAUGGUGAAAAUGGUCGUCAAGGCAAUCGCGGGAAACAAGGGCCCAUCGGAGAUCAAGGAACCAAAGGAUUAAAAGGAGAGCUUGGUUGUGCUGGAGAACCAGGCGAAGGUCCAGCAGAAUUGCGCCAAAUCGACAUAAAUGAAAUCCCAUAUCAAAAGGGCUCGAUUGGUUUACCUGGCGAUGUUGGUUACAAUGGUGAGCCCGGAAACGAUGGAAAUCAGGGUUCCUCUGGUGCUCCUGGAAAUGCUGGAGAACCUGGUUUAUCCGGAUCAGCAGGAUCUCCUGGUGCUGACGGCGAAAGAGGCCAAAGAGGUGAAGUUGGCGAGCGUGGAAAAUCUGGAGAAACAGGACAACGAGGACCUGGCGGUAAAAAGGGUCCGAAAGGUCCAACUGGAGUCGAAGGCGAAAUCGGACCACAGGGACCUCAAGGACCAGAGGGACCCGCUGGACCGGAUGGAGAGGCUGGUCCUGUUGGACCAGGAGGAAGUCCCGGUCAACCUGGAGCUCCGGGUGCCCCUGGUUUGCCCGGAAAACCCGGGCAGAUUGGAGAAGAUGGCCCGCAAGGUGAGCCUGGAUAUCCUGGAGUUUGUGGUAUACCAGGAAUAAAUGGAAUCCCCGGUGAACAAGGUCGUCGCGGCGAUGUCGGUCCAACUGGAGCUCCUGGUAAACCUGGACCACAAGGUGUUCCUGGAACUCGUGGAAAUGUCGGUCCAGCAGGGGAAAGCGGACCGAUCGGACCUAAAGGAGAUCAAGGACCUCCAGGACCGCCUGGUUUGUGUGGUGAAGAUGGCUUGCCCGGGGAGGAUGGCGAAUCUAUCGCUGGUCAUCCUGGCUUUAGAGGAAGACAAGGUGAUCGUGGUGAAAACGGCAUUGAUGGAAAAGACGGAACUAAACCCUCAGAUGAAGAAGGUGAUUGUGGAAUCGAAGGCUUUCCCGGUGAAAUGGGCAUCAGAGGUCCGCCAGGCCCCCCUGGCGUCGCGGCAAAGAACAAGUGGAAUGGCUGGCCUGGUGAUGACGGUUACACGGGAAUGGCUGGUAUUCCAGGGCCUGUUGGUCCGAAAGGCGAGCCUGGAUUCAACGGAGCAGAUGGUUCUCCUGGUUAUGAUGGCAUGCCUGGCGUCGAUGGAGAGCCUGGCACUCCUGGAAUCGAUGGUUUUUGUGGCCAUCAAGGUCCACCAGGCCCCGUAGGUCCCGAUGGUUACGCUGGACAACCUGGUAUCGACGGAGCUAAUGGCUACCGUGGACAAGAUGGCAGAUCUGGCCACCGAGGAACGAUUGGUGAUCGCGGUCCAGACGGAAAGCCUGGUCGACCGGGUCUUCCUGGACCGCCAGGCCCAGACUAUGUCCCUUGUGAAGGUGACUGUGAAGGCUCAUUCUCUGGAGAGCGAGGAAUCCGAGGCGACGUCGGUCCACGAGGUGAAGCUGGCGAAAAAGGAGCUCGCGGAAAUGCGGGACAAGACAAUUUCCACGCUGGUCAACCUGGACAGCCGGGAGAAGUCGGGGCGCCUGGAAAACGAGGGCCGAGAGGCGACAGCGAAGAUUGCGGCUUUGUGCUCACUAAGCAUUCUCAGAAUACGACAAUUCCAAGCUGUCCCGAGGACUCAACACUUCUUUGGGAAGGCUACAGCUACUUGGGCGCGGCAACAAGCUCCCAUUUGAGCACUCAAGAUUUGGGCCGCUCAUCCUCCUGUCUUCAGCAUUUCCAGCAAAGCCCGAUUUACGUCUGCAGCGGCCAAAAAUGUCAAUAUGCUGCAAAAGAACACAAGAGCUUUUGGCUGACUACGGAGAGCUUUGGAAUCAUCGAUGGGGACCCGCUUUUGACGGGAUAUGAUGUGAGUGCUUUUGUUGAUCUUCUAUAA
Messenger RNA from Oikopleura dioica, 4971 nucleotides. The record is from the annotation of a GenBank genome assembly. Lineage: Eukaryota; Metazoa; Chordata; Appendicularia; Copelata; Oikopleuridae.